Molecule: messenger RNA, 4332 nt
Organism: Aspergillus puulaauensis
Lineage: Eukaryota; Fungi; Ascomycota; Eurotiomycetes; Eurotiales; Aspergillaceae
Exons: 4
Coding region: 1-4332 (1443 amino acids)
Biological process (GO): nucleoside metabolic process
Molecular function (GO): catalytic activity; protein binding
Source: RefSeq, a predicted model, not a curated record
AUGGCUCCUGAAUCCGAUCUUCCCCCAAAGCUUGGGCGCGAGGAAUACACAGUGGCAUGGGUAUGUAUCCUCUACUCGGAGCUCAUGGCCGCCAGAGCCAUGCUAGAUCAAGAGCAUCAGUCCCUCCCUUGUCCUAACGACCAGAAUUCAUACGUCCUCGGCCGAAUGGGAAAACAUAACAUUGUGAUAGUACAGACACUCUCCCAAGGGAAAGCCUCCACGGCACAUGUAACUGCAAACCUGGUGAGGUCCUUCCCCAAAGUCCGCUUUGCGCUUAUUGUGGGCAUUGGGGGAGGUGCGACGACUGCACCCAAUCCUUUCGGUGGGGUGGAUAAUAUCAGACUCGGCGAUGUGGUUGUCAGCCAGCCUUCGGGGUCUCAUGGAGGCAUUCUGCAGUACGACUUUGGCAAACAGUACGAACGAGGGUUUCGGAUGGGCUCGCACCUAAAUAAGCCGGCACAUGUCCUGAUUUCUGCGACGGGGAGACUGAGGUCCAAUCAUGGCAUGAGACAAGGGAGCAUCCUGACCUUCGUCGAUGAGGGAAUAUCCAAGCUCGAUGAUGUUCACUUCACCUUUCCCGGCUAUGAGAAUGACCGCUUGUUUCGCCCGGACUAUGCUCACCCAGAAGGGAUAGCCAACUGUGACGGAUGUGACCCUAGCCAGAUAGUGACUCGAAAACAGAGCAAAGGCCCCUCUGUUCAUUACGGCCUCAUUGCCUCUGCUGAUACGGUGAUGAAGUCAGCGACUGUCCGAGAUCGGAUGCGUGAGGAGCACAACGUGAUUUGUUUCGAGAUGGAGGCUGCCGGAUUGAUGAACAACUUUCCAUGUAUUGCUAUCCGUGGCAUUUCUGAUUAUGGCGAUAGUCAUAAGAACAAUAGGUGGCAGCCCUACGCCGCUAUCACGGCAGCGGCAUAUGCGAAGGACCUCCUGGCAGUUAUUCAGCCAGAGGAAGUGGAUGGAACGGAGCUGGCUGCUACUAUAGUCACUGCAAUAAGGAAAGAAAUCGAGCCGCUCAAGGAGGCCUCUUAUGCUGUCCGUCGGAAUGACAUCUUAGACUGGAUCAGCCCCCUAAAUUUCCGCGACGAGCAACGGAGCCUGUUCCAGAACUGCGUCCCUGCCGGAAAAUGGCUUCUGGACUCAGACAAAUUCAAGUUUUGGGUCGAUGGGGCUCCUUGGCGCCUUGACUAUUGCGGAGCGACAGGAACCGGAAAAACCAAUAUUUGUGCCAUCAUAGUGAAUCAUCUGCAGCAGCAAUACCCCCGGCGACCCGUCAUCCACAUCUACCUAGAUGAGAAUAAACAGGCAGAGCAAAGUUCUCAAAACCUGCUGGGCAGCUUGCUUCGACAACUAAUCGAAUUCAAUCCAUCGGGCGAGAUCCCCCUGUCAGUACAGCAGCACUAUGACCACUACGGCCGAAGAGCCUCGCCCGAUACAGAGGUUAUCUGCAGGGCCUUUGAGGCCAUGCUUGAGAGCUAUGAGCGAACUUACCUAGUCAUGGAUCGAGUCGGCAAAAACGCGAACAUUGCGAGCGAUGUCGACCAAGAUUAUCCCCUGCAGCUCAUGGAGAGGAACCGAAAGCUUAGUUACCUUACCACGUCUUUGGGGUACACCGAAAACGCGCAGACGGUGACGUGUGACAUCUGCGGUUCGGAGGAUGUUCUCAUGUACUUUACGUGUGAAUGCAACGGCGACAAAUACGAUAUAUGCUGGAAGUGCCGGCAGGCAGGGGAAACAUGCCCCCAAAACCAUGAGGGAGUUAUGAAGCACAAGACGGUCGAGGUCGAGGUGCGGGCUCCCCAGGAAGAACUCGAGGAGUAUUGCCGUCACCGGGUGGAGUUGGUCAUCGCCAAAGCACGCAAGAAACAGGAGCAAAGGGACGAGCGGCUAAACCCGGCAGGACAUACACGGUAUAUGAUCGAAAGACUCGAGAAGCUGAGCAUCUAUAGAAUAAUCGCUGAACAUGCGCAGGGGAACUUCCUGGUGGCGAAGUGUUCGAUGGACGAUAUCCUGGCAAAGGACAUUGCCUUGGCCACGGACCAAGACCUGCUUGACAGCAUGCAAGUUAUUCCGUACGAUUCAUUGGCAAAACACGUUAUUCGAAAGCUGAAAAGUAUCGAGUACCAGCCGAUGGGCCACGAAAGGCGACUGGCAUGGGGCACGCUGUGCUUUGUCUACUCAGCACAGGUCAUGCCGACCCUGAAGAUGCUCAAGCAUGCACUGGCUUUGGGCGGUAACACAGGCUUGAUUGACCAGUCUAAAGUGGAUGAUAAAGAGUCCGUAUUGGAAGCAUGCAAGGGAUUGAUCGUGAUCUAUAGUGUUGGCGAUGACGAGUUUUCCGUCUCGUUUUUCCACGGCUGCGUCAAAGAAGUCCUGACGCGGCUUGACCAGGAAGAAGAGCCCAAAACCAUGUUGACCAAGGCACACGCCAACAUGGCCUCUAUGUGCCUAAAAUACCUCAAGCACUCAGAUGUACUGGAUCACUCCAAGAUGGUCGCAGAGUAUCCUUUCCUGUCUUAUGCCUUGGAGUACUGGGGGGACCAUGUCAGGGAGGCCUGUCUAGAGUCCGGGGAAUCAGACCAGCAAGACGCAUUCCAGUUCUUGCAAAACACCGCAAAAAUGAAAGCACUUGCUCAAGCAGUGGAGCUGGCAGAUAUCAGAGACCUUGUGUCCUGGAUCCACGAAGGAGCCCAUAGGCUUCACAUCUGUGCCUGGUUUGGGCUAUCAAGGUUCAUCAACAGGCUUGUCCGCGACAGCAACGAUGAUAGCAACAUCAACCGCCGCGAUCGACGAUAUGAUAGGACUCCCUUGCGAUAUGCUUGCUUCCGGGGCCAGGUUGACUCUGUGCGCCUGUUGCUAGAAUUGGACGCCGAUAUCGAGGAUUCCACGCUAGUAGAUGCCAUCCUCGGAUUUCCUGAUGUGAAUGCUCCGGCCCUUGAAAACGAGAAAAAUAAUCGCCGUGAAAUCGUGCGGUUGCUCCUGCAGAGUAAAAGCAUAAACAUCAACGCUAGGGUCGGUGGUUGCGGCAAAACAGCUCUUAUGCUUGCAGCGAAACGCCUCGACAUUCAAUUAGUGAAAACGCUAAUGGAAGAUGAAUCCAUAGAUCUUGAUUGCAGGGACAAUAAUGGACUGACAGUCAUGCUCCAUGGUGUACAAUCCCUUGCACAAAAUAUGGAAGACCCAGACUUGCAAGACAGCUGUCUUGAGCUUGUAAGCCUAUUCCUUCUGCACGGGGCCAACCCUAAUAUAGUUGACAACGCCGGACAAAGCCCCCUUAGCGUGGCGGUAACAACUGGCCAGACGAAGACUGUCGAGGCCCUGUUGCGAUGCAAUCAGAUAAAGAUGGCUUUUCCUAACAGGCUUGUUCACCUUGCCAGUGCAGACACACAUCCGACAGUGAUUAGCGUGUUGCAUGCCAAUUUCUCGAGGAAUCCAGGAUACAGCAUCAACGCGCUGGAUGAAGCAGGGCGCACUCCGCUCCACCAUGCAUGUCAAUCAUCUAACGGCCGUGCGCAGAAAACCAUCCAUGCAUUACUGGAGCGAGGAGCUGAUCCGAACAUUGCCGAUAAGAAUUCUCAUACAGCUUCGAUGUUGCUUCAUGCAUCCCAGAGGAGUGAUGUUGUUGCUGAUUUGGCCACUCGCUAUCUCCAUCUAAAUGGCUUAUCUUCCUCCUCGACGGAAGUCGGGCUCUCCAUCCAACACAGAGAUCUCCCGGCAUUGGCCCUCGCAAACCAACGCCGCUGGGAUCUCAUCGAAGAUGUCAUUGCUACUGCCAGCGAAAGGGCCGACCUCAAGGACCACGACCUGGUCGGGCAUACUAUCCUGCACCGUGCAGUAAUGCACGACCAACAAGACCUGGUGAACACGAUUCUGUCCGCUAGAGUCCUCAACCCAAACUGUGCUGAUCGAUACGGGCAGUCUCCGCUGCAUCUAUCGGAGAGUGUCCAUACCGCAAAGGCACUAGUCAGUUAUGGCUGUGAUAUCGACACCGUCGACUUCUCAGGGGACACUGCGCUGGCUGCUGCUCUCCGAAGAGAGAAUCGCUGCGUUGUGGAUUACCUCCUUGAAGCCGGCGCAAGCGUAACAAACACUCGCGAGGAAAUAGUACAGCAUCUGCUAGUCACAGCAACAAGGACAGGAUCUGCCAAGGCUGUUGAGGCUCUAGUUAAUCAUGAUCCUCGUUCUACUACUACUCUUCUAGAUUGGCAGGCUAUUUGUGACAGCUUUCGCGGGUGGGUUCACAUUACCUAUAGCCCGUUCAAACACGUCCCCUUGCCUUUAAUACUGUUUAUCUUCGCGGGGGUUUGUCUAGUUGAGGUCGUCUUUGCGGUUUAG